This is a messenger RNA of Pteropus alecto (black flying fox), 2216 nucleotides long. It is a transcript of the gene STK11, whose product is annotated as serine/threonine kinase 11. The transcript is spliced from 10 exons. Gene Ontology annotation, biological process: establishment of cell polarity; glucose homeostasis; intracellular signal transduction. The record is from RefSeq and is a predicted model, not a curated record. Gene Ontology annotation, cellular component: cytoplasm. Lineage: Eukaryota; Metazoa; Chordata; Mammalia; Chiroptera; Pteropodidae. The coding region runs from base 423 to 1739 and encodes 438 amino acids. Gene Ontology annotation, molecular function: protein serine/threonine kinase activity; ATP binding; protein kinase activator activity.
GCCGGGAAUGGACGGCCCGGAGAAGACUUGGCUUUGCCGCGUCCGUGUUUGUCCGAGGGUCUAAAGUCCCUGGAGGAUGACCUAGCAGUUCGCAGCCCCACCGGCCUCUCCAGGGCCCCCGUGGACGCGCCGGCCCGACCCGGAGCUGCCAAGCCGGGUGGCGCCCAAACUUGUGACGCUGCGCACCGUCGGGUACCCGGGCCUCGGAUCAGGCACGCCUCUUGAACUCACGUUUAGUACAAUCUCUUCUUUUCAGAAAAAGGGUUUUCCCCUCCUUUUUUUUUUUUUUUUUUUCCUUGUAUUUCUGUUGACUUUCUUUUGGAGAAGGGAAUUUGGGGGAGACAAGAAGAACCGCUCACCGGGGAAUUCAUAAAGGGGAUAAGGGACCGCCGGCGGCGGGAGUCGGAGGCUUCGGGUCCAGGAUGGAUGUGGCGGACCCGCAGCAGCUGGGCAUGUUUACAGAGGGCGAGCUGAUGUCGGUGGGCAUGGACACGUUCAUCCACCGAAUCGACUCCACCGAGGUCAUCUACCAGCCCCGCCGCAAGCGGGCCAAGCUCAUUGGCAAGUACCUCAUGGGGGACCUGCUGGGGGAGGGGUCCUACGGGAAAGUGAAGGAGGUGCUGGACUCGGAGACGCUGUGCCGGAGAGCCGUCAAAAUCCUCAAGAAGAAGAAGUUGCGGAGGAUCCCCAAUGGGGAGGCCAACGUGAAGAAGGAGAUCCAGCUCCUGCGGAGGCUGCGGCACAAGAACGUCAUCCAGCUGGUGGACGUGCUGUGCAACGAAGAGAAGCAGAAGAUGUAUAUGGUCAUGGAGUACUGCGUGUGCGGCAUGCAGGAGAUGCUGGACAGCGUGCCGGAGAAGCGCUUCCCCGUGUGCCAGGCUCACGGGUACUUCCGCCAGCUGGUGGACGGCUUGGAGUACCUGCACAGCCAGGGCAUCGUGCACAAGGACAUCAAGCCGGGCAACCUGCUGCUCACCACCAGCGGCACGCUCAAGAUCUCCGACCUGGGCGUGGCCGAGGCCCUGCACCCGUUUGCUGAGGACGACACGUGCCGGACGAGCCAAGGCUCCCCCGCCUUCCAGCCGCCCGAGAUCGCCAACGGCCUGGACACCUUCUCCGGCUUCAAGGUGGACAUCUGGUCGGCUGGGGUCACGCUCUACAACAUCACGACGGGCCUGUACCCGUUCGAGGGCGACAACAUCUACAAGCUGUUCGAGAACAUCGGGAAGGGGGACUACACCAUCCCGGGUGGCUGCGGGCCCCCGCUCUCCGACCUGCUGCGAGGGAUGCUGGAGUAUGAGCCGGCCAAGAGGUUCUCCAUACAGCAGAUCAGGCAGCACAGCUGGUUCCGGAAGAAGCACCCGCCAGCCGAGGACCUGGUGCCCAUCCCGCCGAGCGCCGACUGCAAGGAUCGGUGGCGCGGCAUGACGGUGGUGCCCUACCUGGAGGACCUGCACGGCGGCACCGAGGGCGGGGACGAGGACCUCUUCGACAUCGAGGACGACGUCAUCUACACUCAGGACUUCACGGUGCCUGGACAGGUCCCCGACGAGGAGGCUGGCCAGAACGGACAGAGCCGGGGCCUGCUUAAGGCCGUGUGCGUGAACGGCACGGAGCCGGCCCCACUGAGCGCCAGAUCCAGGGCGGAGCGCCGGGCCAGCGGCACCUCCAACCCCGUCCGCAAGGCCUGCUCCACCAGCAGCAAGAUCCGCAGGCUGUCGGCCUGCAAGCAGCAGUGAGGGGGGCCGCCACAGGAGCCGCAGCCCGCGCCGGCCCAGGUCCUCAGUCUUCCCGCCAACAGCAGGCCCAGGACGGCCGCGGCCACGCCUCCGCGCCGCCACGCCCUCGACGCCAGGGAGUUCUGGAGGGCUUUGGCUGGCGGACAGCAGGGACUGGGGUCCGACCCCCCCACCCCCCACUGUGGGCAGUGGACACGAUCUCCCGUUGACUUUGCAAUCCCGUGCUGAGCCCCUCCGCCCCGGCCGGGGGAGGAGCGCGAGGCCGGCCGUGCACUUUAGUUCGGACUACUGGCUCACCCGCCUUCUCUUUACUUCGCCCCGGUCAGCGCCUCCCACACCUAGUGACGUGUUCAACAAACCGCAGCCGCCCGGGGGGCGGACGGGCCUGCCCGCCGAGACGCAUGCCCAGCACCCGCGGGAGCCAGGCAGCUGCCUUGUUUUUGUUGUUUGGUUGGGUCCUUUUUUUUUUUUUUUUUU